Messenger RNA from Medicago truncatula (barrel medic), 876 nucleotides. RefSeq lists its product as uncharacterized. The record is from RefSeq and is a predicted model, not a curated record. Lineage: Eukaryota; Viridiplantae; Streptophyta; Magnoliopsida; Fabales; Fabaceae. Bases 148 to 657 code for a protein of 169 amino acids. The transcript has a single exon.
UCAACUCAUAUCAAGUUCCACGAGUGUGGGCCAAUAAAACUGAAGAGUCCCCACUAAUCCAUGCCUUUGAUUUCGCAAGCACUGUAACUCAUAUACAACGUUAAUAAAUGCAUCCACUCACAUAUUGCAACAAUCAAAUUCAAAACAAUGGUAGUGGCGGAAGAUUAUUCUUUCAAAAAACCAGGAUCAGUUCCAUUCAAAUGGGAAAUCAAACCAGGACUCCCCAUUCCUCACCAUCAUCAUCAAAACCCGGAAUCUCCCUCAUUCAAGCUCAAACCUCCGCCACAACUCGGAUCCUACAAGUUAUCUCCGGUGGAGCCCCGUACACGCUCCUUCCGGUCAAGUCCUAAGGUCGGGUCUGAACGAUGGCGGUUUGAACGGCCUCUUCUUGCACAACCAGAGUGCGUGACUUCGUCAGGUUGUUUCUUCUCGCCUUUUCUGAAGCGUUUACGGAGCAGGAAGAAGGUUGUGAAGAAAGUGGUCGAACCUGAUUAUACAUUGGAACUGGAGACAAUUGGCAGGUGGUCGUUUUCUUCGUCUACUACUAAGUCCUUAUCACCGUUCCGGCGGCCUUCAACGGUGUCGUCUUCUGUUGCGUCGUCGCCACAACCGCAGCCCGUUGGUGAUGCUGAAUGGGCUGGGUUCGGUCUUUUCUGAACCAAUAGUUUGGUUUUCAAGUUAUCUUGUUUUUGGGUUAGAGUUUGUGGGGAAAGGAUGAAGAAAACAUAUAUAGUUUUAAAAUAGGGUUUUUGUAGGUUUCCCUUCGAAGGGAAUUGUCGGUAAUUUAUCGAUCAUCUUUAUGCAAAUUAUCCACGUAAUUCAAUUUGUAAGUGAAUUAUUAAUUACCUUGCGAGUAAUAGUAAAUAUUUUAGUCCA